AGUGAGUCCUCACGCGCCGUUGUGUGUUUGCGUGCGGCCAGCCAAAAACCGUCACCAUCCGGGUCGUCAUGCGGCUUUAUCGGUAACAUUCCAUUCCUACGCGCCUCAGUGCCGAAUCCCGCUUGCGCCGUUCUGGAUGCGUGUCGUUCUUUCCGCUUAGUGUCGUGCGCAUCGGAAAACGAGAGAAAAAACGAAAACAAACAAACGUGCAACUUGGUGAAGGUGUAAGCCCCGUAAUCGUGCGUCAGCUGAUCCGGUGCAGUAUGUGUGCGGUCGUCUGCGCCCAUUGAAUUCCAAUGACAUGCGUUAUCAGCGCAGCACCUCCGGAGAGCACCGGAACAGUGGAAGAAGAAUGUGUUAAUGUGCGCUCGGUGCGAGUCAAUGUGGUCGUGCUUCCGUAAAUUCAUGAGGGCGGCAGGUGUGCAGAAACGGUAUCAAACAGAAAAUGGUUUAAUGUAAAAUUUUUUUGUUAAUCAAAGAAAAGGUGCAAUUACAAGUGCUUUAAACCGGUCCUUCCAAUCCGGACGAUUAUUGCCGUAAAGUGGUAAAACGUCUGUGGGUUGUGUUGUUUAUUUUGAAUUGCUGAAAAAUCAGUCCACAAAAUCGUUGGGAAUAUUUUUCCAUCUGUUGAAAUUAAAGUUCAUCCGACCAUUACAUUUUGUUGAUCAGUUCUACUGAGUUCGAAUGCACUACGCCACAACAAGUCCGCAGCGUUCCACUAUCAGCGCUGGGACUGGUCACAGCACGCAAACCGCCCUGCUAUCGGAUCUAGAGAAGCACAGACCACAAAAAAGGAACCACGACGAAGAACUCAUGGCGACGAUAACGUGCACCCCCGAAGAAACUCGCUAGUAGUAAUCAAACGUACAAGCGUGCCUCAGUCUUGCAUCGGCCCUGGACCGGAACAGGGCAACAGGGUGCGAUUGUGAUCCCGAUCGGUCGUCUUCUUCGCUGUCAAUGUGCUCGCGGAGAAUCGCACACACGAUCGCCGUUACUUCUAAACAGACCACAGUGAUAGUAUGACGCUUAGCAAGAAUCCCUGGUGGACUGUGGUCCAAUUAGCGACAGUGGUGCUCGCUGUGUCCCAGCUGUGCAGAGCCAAUGCGUCAGAUGACUAUGAUGACUUCAGCCAGGAGGGAACAAUCGAGGAGAUCGUGCACUUUGUACGAUCCACGCCGGAAAGCGACAGCUACGUAGUGUCCGUAGUAGAGUUUCAUCCCGAACCGAUGACGAUGCCCAUCGCAGAACGGACCGAGCUGCAUCUUAGGGAGUACAGCAAGCUAAUCCGAUCUCCGGAAGCGAAGCCUGCCGACAUCAUUGUGUUCCCGGAGCUAACGCUCAACUCCCUCUCAGACACAGUAUUCGUGCCCGAUCCGGCUCAACGCGUGGCGCCCUGUGACGAUCACGGAACCAUCCUAGUCACCCUGUCCUGUCUCGCACGGGAAGUGCGUAAAUAUCUGGUGAUCAAUCUGUCGGAACAGUUUUAUGUGCAGAGUCAGGGAAAAACCUUGUUCUACAACACGGAUGUCGUGUUCGACCGAGACGGAACCGUCAUUGCGCGAUACCGGAAGUACAAUCUGUUCAAGGAGCCGGGAACGAGUGUAACAUCGCUACCGGAGUUGGUCAGUUUUGAGACUGACUUUGGGGUACAUUUUGGAGUGUUCACGUGUUUUGACAUCCUGUUUGCAUUGCCCACACUGGAGCUAAUCAAGCACGGCUUGCGGGACUUUGUGUUUCCCGCCUUCUGGACGUCGGAGCCGCCGUUUCUCACCUCGACGCAGAUCUUCGAAAGUUGGGCAUACGCUAACGAUGCCAACCUGAUCGUUGCUGGGACGAACUACGGCCCGUCUGGUGCAACUGGCACCGGUGUGUUCAACGGGCGCAACGGAGCACUGUUGACGCACUACACCGGAGUGCCUACGCGUGCACUGUACACCGUGACCGUGCCAAAGUCAGGGCCAGGCAAUAUCACUCGAUAUCACUCACUAACGAGCGAUGUGCUUGAGGUACCGAAAGCAGAACCUAGCGAUCAUCGACUGCCAGGCGAUAAUUUUGAAAAUGUCCGCAUCGGUCGGGACUUUCUGGAGCAGUUUACCACCAUCCAGCUGAAUCCAAUCUGGCAACAGGAAUCCAUCGGUCAGAUCGUUUGCAACGGAAUGUUCUGUUGCGACUUUUCGCUUAGCUUAACGGUGGACGACGAGCUCGAAAAAACACACUACUAUCGGUUGGCCGUAUUCGAUGGCGUUCGUACCUUCCAGGGAUUCGCUGACGCACACGUAUCCAUUUGUGGUGUGAUUGCGUGCAGAAACCAAAGCAUAGCAAGCUGUGGUCUGAUGUUGCAAAGUAAUUCGGAAUACCUGCAGUUUAAUUCCAUCUCAAUAACGGGACGGUUCAUCGCCAACGGAACGCUUGCGAUGCCCAGUACACUGGACAUGCGCAUGUACUCCUACGACGCUAGUCACUACCGCUUUACGGCCGAUGUCAACUAUUCCAGCAACAGCCAAAUCGUAUCGAUGAACCUGACAACCCCAAUUAGCAACAUGCAAACGUUCGGGAUCUAUGCGUUCAACCACAAGGAAUUUGAAUUCUACAACCCGAUCGAACUGCCCGGCGCAAACACCCCACAGCCGGACGAAGACGAUGAUGGAGGCGCCGCAAUCGGUACGACACCUUCUGCUGCUGCACUCCUACUCGGAGCAGCUGUAAUCAUAUCCUGGCAGAUGAUGGUAUCGAAGCACAUCGCAUUUCUAUAGCAUCAAUGUUGUGUGACACAUACAACAAUCAUCAAUCAGUUCCUGCGCAGUAUUUCCGGCCAAGCUUUCGACUUUAGUAUAAUAUGCCGUGCCAUCGUAUUCGCCAGUAGUUAGUUUAGUUACAAUUACAACUGUUCCCCAAGCAAGCAGGAAACGACUUGAAAUGUAAAACAAAUACCAAAAAUCGAGUACUAACCUUGUUCGAUGUCCGUGGCGUAUGAGGUGAAUGUGAAAGGUGUCCUCUUUCUGUGUGAGGAAGAAAUUAUUGUGAUAACUAACUUCGUUAAACAUGUAUAUGCAAAUGUAGGAUAAGUGUAUCGAUUCACUGAAUCUACUGAAUGUUUCUUUGUUUUUCCAUAUAAAAUCGCUACUGGCUGGAUCUAAAUAUUUUCGCGACUCGUACAUUUUAGGACAUAUCAGUAAUACAUGUAUGUACCAAGAAUA
Anopheles stephensi (Asian malaria mosquito) is the source of this 3197-nucleotide messenger RNA. Its product is annotated as vanin-like protein 1. Lineage: Eukaryota; Metazoa; Arthropoda; Insecta; Diptera; Culicidae. The coding region runs from base 1020 to 2753 and encodes 577 amino acids. The transcript has 4 exons. The record is from RefSeq and is a predicted model, not a curated record. Gene Ontology annotation, molecular function: hydrolase activity, acting on carbon-nitrogen (but not peptide) bonds, in linear amides.